Paramuricea clavata is the source of this 510-nucleotide messenger RNA. The record is from the annotation of a GenBank genome assembly. NCBI's taxonomy places the organism in Eukaryota, Metazoa, Cnidaria, Anthozoa, Malacalcyonacea, Plexauridae.
AUGAUUGAGAAUGAAAUACAGAAGAAUAACCAUACACUUUUACAGUCAAUGAAAAGCUUACUGGAUAGCUCAGUUCAACAAUUAAAAAUAUCUUCUACUGAAAAUGCUGAGAAUCAAAUGAAAGAAAUCAAGAGGCUGAAGUAUUCAGAACCGCACAGCUUUAAGAAGAAAGCUAACGAAGACCAGCACAAAUUCAACACUAAAGUCCUCGAUUCAUUGGCAGAAGUCUCUGAAGCUUUGGAGAAGAGCGAAAUUACAAAGGCACAAGAUCAUUUACAGAAAGGUGAGCAUAUGUUAAAUGGGGGGCAGAAGCAUAUCCUUCUUGCCAAUAAAUCGGAAUUUGGAUGGGCGACUGUUCAUGAAUACAAGAAGCAUGAAUUAGCUGAAGAUUCUGAAGACGAAAAACGAAUUUUAAAAAAUCCGAAAUUCGUGCUAAAGCUCAAAGUAGGCGAAUUCGAUCAAAAUCGCUUGCUAGGAAAUACGAAUCGCCACCGAAGCGCGAGGAUUUAA